This is a messenger RNA of Schistosoma curassoni, 942 nucleotides long. The record is from the annotation of a GenBank genome assembly. NCBI's taxonomy places the organism in Eukaryota, Metazoa, Platyhelminthes, Trematoda, Strigeidida, Schistosomatidae.
GAAGUGGCAAACUUUUCUAAUCAAUAUAUAAUAUAUCAUAUUAAUUGUAAGCUGGUUCACCUCAGAAUAAUGACUACAAUUCUCACUGUUGUUGUUUUGAUAUUUGCAACACCACUGAUGAACGCUUACAACGCUUUCGAAAAACAUUCAUUAGAGACAAUCAUCAUACAGCGCCGUGAUUUGGUCAACAAAACUCUGUUCAACUUUACUGAUCCUGAAAACAAAACAGUAUUUGCGGAUUGGGUUGAGCAUUCAGAUAAUGUUGAAAAUGGAGGACGAUCGAAGGCCACACUCGUACCACUUAAUGGACAGAAUUACCAGUCAGCAAUAUUCUUCUAUUUACUCAAUCACCAAGCAAACGGACCGACCUUUGCAGGUGUCCACAAAAUACAUUAUAUUCGUGUUUUGCCAUUAUAUGACGGUGUGGAAAUUGAUCUACAUCGACGAGGUCUAAAUUCUACUUUUAAGUUGAUCUUCGAUGCUAACUGUUCAAAUACACUACAUUGUGACUCAUUCGAGUCGAAUUUCACGGUAAUUCGAUAUCAACUUUUGUAAAAUAAUUCAAUUUGUUUUAUAUGAAAUUCUAAUAGACGACUGAAGGACGACAACAAAUACAAUUACCAUUUAAUAAAUUGAAACAAAACUUUCGGGAAACACAGCGCUCUAAUUCAAAACAUUCCGUUUUAAAGCAAGUAUAUCGAUUCGGCAUUCAAGCGUAUACACACAUUAAUGGGUCGACGAAGGAAUAUGGUGCAGGUUCAAUCGAAAUAUACUACAUUAAAGUAUACAAAUUGAAACCAUAGCGACACUCAUACUAAAAAGCAAUUGAAAUGGUGAUCGUGAAGCUGAAUAAUGAAUUUUAGAAAUAUUUUCUUAUUUUGAUUGAGAAUUUCUGACAUUAACGCAGUAGAAUAUACUCAUCAUUUGGUCUUUUGUUUGCAA